GAUGCCGCCGCUGCUCCGGCGUGACUUUCUUCUGCUGCAGCAAUGUGCUCUGUCGCUUUGCCGACAACAGACGUAAUGUCCUCCGUUGUUGAGGAGAGAAGCCCAGAAGAUGAGCUGAGGGGAAAGAAAAGAAAGAUUGCGCUGUCUCACUGUGGAGUUUGUGGCUCCGAUGAGGCGAAAUACAGGUGUCCCGGUUGUUUGACUUACUCUUGCAGCUUCGACUGUGUGAAGAAGCACAAGGAGGCGUCCAAGUGCAGCGGUGUGAGAGACAAAACGGCCUUCGUGAAGCUCACGCAGUUUGAUGAAAUGACGCUCCUGAGCGACUACAGGUUCCUGGAGGACACUGGGAGGUUUGCUGACGCUGCCAACAGAGACCAACUCAUCAGAGCUCGACCUGACAACCCCAGAGGGAAACAUCUGGCUGCCAAAGCUCGGUCCAUGAACAUCACGCUGAGGAGCCUCCCCAAAACCUUCACCAGGAGCCGAGAGAACUCCACCUUCUUCCAUAAGAAAGAGAAGCAGUUCUACUGGCACCUCAAGCUCAUUUUUCCCCAGAGCAGCACUGAGAUCUCUCAGAGGAGGGUUUCAGACACACAGAGCCUGGAGCAGAUCCUGACCCGGUACAUCCAUCCAACAGAGUCGGACCCUGUGAUGCGGCAAAAGUUGAAACUCUAUGUCCAUUCUCCGAGUGAGGACAUCAGAGUCUUCAUGAAGGGAGAAGGAAGAAAAGCCAAUUCUGUGAGAUUCCACCAGUUAGACAUGCAGAAGAGUUUGAGGGACAAUCUGAGCUACAAAAUGCUGAUCGAGUACCCGGUGCUGCACGUGGUCCUGAGGGAACACUGGAGGGACUAUCCACUGAAGGGGCCAGCUGAGACUGACACGACGAGGAGCAAGGAAACGGAGGAAGUGUCACCGCCAAGCUCUCAUAUCAUAGGAAGCACUGCCACCUCGAAAACCAGCCCGGAAUCUGUAUCGCCGCAGAGAAAACGGGCCAAGAAAGAGGGAGAGAAAGGAGACUUGGAGGAGGGCGAGGUGACGCACAGUAGCGAUGACGAAGAUCAGCAGCAGAGGGGAGGAGAACUGGGCGAGGACAGCGUCAGCCAUGCCAGCGCGCACGUCAGCCGCUCAGUGGGCGGAGCAGCUGACAAGUCCGAGUCCCCCGCUGACACUUCUGGAUCAGAGUGAUGUCGAGUGUCAGACUGAAGAACUUGUUUCUAUUUGUACAAUAAGAUGCUUUGAAUAAAUAAAAGUGGUUUUGGUUACACGCGACUUAUGACUGGUCAAGCAAAGAACAGGUUCAUCUGAAAUAGAGGUCUGUUUUUUUACCCACAAAAACUGAUGUGUUUUCAAGGAGCUGAGCUUCACUUGAUGCGUGGUCAUUUUAGCCUUUCAUGUGCUCAGAUAUUUCUUUUUAUUUUUUGCUCACGGUCACACAAUGUAUAAUACUGAGCUCAUUUUAAAUAAAACCUCUAUUCAAAAGGCUGUAUCUAAUUUCUCCAAAAUCAUUUACUAGAAGUCAAUUUAAAAUAUGUAUUUUUAGAUGAAUUAUGUCAAAACAUUGUCAGCCAAUUUAAUGUUAUUU
Messenger RNA from Synchiropus splendidus (mandarinfish), 1582 nucleotides. RefSeq names its product zinc finger HIT-type containing 6 (gene znhit6). Gene Ontology annotation, biological process: box C/D snoRNP assembly; maturation of LSU-rRNA from tricistronic rRNA transcript (SSU-rRNA, 5.8S rRNA, LSU-rRNA); snoRNA localization. Gene Ontology annotation, cellular component: pre-snoRNP complex; nucleus. The transcript is spliced from 10 exons. The coding region runs from base 43 to 1185 and encodes 380 amino acids. The record is from RefSeq and is a predicted model, not a curated record. Lineage: Eukaryota; Metazoa; Chordata; Actinopteri; Syngnathiformes; Callionymidae.